This is a messenger RNA of Pungitius pungitius (ninespine stickleback), 1048 nucleotides long. RefSeq names its product monocyte to macrophage differentiation factor 2-like. The transcript is spliced from 7 exons. Gene Ontology annotation, cellular component: membrane. NCBI's taxonomy places the organism in Eukaryota, Metazoa, Chordata, Actinopteri, Perciformes, Gasterosteidae. The record is from RefSeq and is a predicted model, not a curated record. Gene Ontology annotation, molecular function: pore-forming activity. Bases 317 to 1024 code for a protein of 235 amino acids.
UAGGGAGGGAGGCUGCAGGAGGACCACCAACAUCAGCACCGUGCAGGGAGGAGAGAGCGCCGGCCGUCCCCUUCCUCACAGACGCCGUAUCCCCGACGCCCACUCACGUCCGGACCGGAGCCUCUGGAGGCGGCUGGGCUCGGGAUGAAACCGCCCGCCGGUGCCGCUGCGGACGAGGAUUCAGGACGACGCGCUGCCCGGUGAAACGGCGACGUUGCGUCAGACCCGCCCCGUUACGACCGGGGUUCGCGAGUGAAUCCGGGGCUUCGGCCGCGCUGUCUGUCUGCUGUCAGCUGUUGCUUUAAUUCCACUGUAAAUGAAUCUUAUCAGGUUUAUGAACAACCGCGUUCCUCCUAACAAGAGAUACCAGCCCACAGAAUACGAGCAUGCUGCCAACUGUGCCACGCAUGCGUUAUGGAUAAUCCCCAGCCUGCUGGGCAGCUCCUUGUUGCACUUCCAGUCGGAGGACCAAUGGGAGCGGCUGUCGGCCUGGGUGUACGGGGCGGGGCUCAGCUCGCUCUUCAUCAUCUCCACCCUCUUCCACACCGUGGCCUGGAAGAAGAGCCACCUGCGGUCUGUGGAGCACUGCUUCCACAUGUGUGACAGGAUGGUGAUCUAUUUCUUCAUCGCUGCCUCCUACGCCCCUUGGCUGAACCUGCGCGAGCUGGGUCCCUGGGGGUGUCACAUGCGCUGGCUGGUCUGGGUCAUGGCCUCUUUCGGUACCACCUACGUUUUCUUCUUCCACGAGAGGUAUAAGAUCACAGAGUUGAUCUGCUACACGGUGAUGGGAGUCUUCCCCGCCCUGGUCAUCCUCUCAAUGCCGGAGCAGUCGGGGCUGUGCGAGCUGCUGGUGGGCGGAGCCUGCUACUGCCUGGGCAUCGUCUUCUUCAAAAGCGACGGCAUCGUCCCCUUCGCCCACGCCAUCUGGCACCUGUUUGUGGCCAUGGGAGCGGCCGUUCACUACUACGCCAUCUGGAAGUACCUCUACGCCCAGCCGGCCAAUCAGAUCGAGACGUCCAGAUGACAUCAGGGCUGACCUCACGGGGGG